AUGGAAAUCAUCAGAGGUAGUUUAGAUGACAUUUCUCGACCUGCAUCGCGUGAGCAAACAGGUAGCCGUGUUUCGAGCGUGUCAUUGUCUCAUAGUGACAGAAUUGGUCCUGCAACUCCACUUUACCUUGUUGUUUUGACCAACGAUGCUGCUGAUAUGCAGAUUCAGGGAAGCUCUGAAGAAACUAUAAUCAACUCCUCAGCCAGAGGUCCUGACAAAGAUCAGUGUCCCAUUGAAGUUACUGAUGAAGAGAAAGAAGAUUCCAAACUACAGACGGCCAUUGAGGAAAUGAGACGACUUGAUGAAAUUCUGUCUGCAAAGAUCUGCAUAGAGAAAGAAGUCAAGUGUAAAAGGAAACAACUUCAAGCAAAAAUCUGGCAAGAACUCCUGCAGAAUAAGCCUGAAGGUCACUCUGAAUGUGCCCAAGAAGUCAUGAACACAAGGUUGUUUUUGGCCCUGGAAGCACCCACUGGGACAGAAGAGGAGGACGACUUUGUGCCUGUGUUUGAAACUCAGGUUCCUGACUGUGAGCAUGACGGAGACAGCCAAUAUUUGGAGCAAAGUGAAAAGCGGACAGGCAGCUUGACAGAAUCAUUUGAACUAGACCAUGAGGAGACUGGGGAAGAGCUAUUUGAAGGCAGCCACUGUGGAGCUUCCAAAGGCAAGAAAAAACAGAAGGACUUUGUCAAAAGAAACAUUGAGUUAGUAAGUUGUGAGGGGGACCAAGUGCUUUUGACUCAGGCAGAGAAUGAGCGUCUGGCCGAGCUCCUCCGAGAAGUAGACAAAGAGGAAGACGACAGUGCCGGAGGCGCCGACAGCGAGGAGGACCUGUGGGAUGUGUCAGUCCUGACAGGCCAGGGUUACACCCCGGUGCCCUCUGACCUGCUGCAGCUGAUUAACAUUGACUCCAAAAUGCGCCUUCUCCUUCCUGUCGAAGAAUGUGUGUCCGUGCAAAGCUCAUGCACAAACUUGACGAUGUACCAGGGCCGUGGCUCAGUGGUUGGCUGGAAGUGCGAUGGGGACCAGCAGCCAGGAGAGAAGGCCCUGCAGGAUAUAAAGGAGAGGAGAGGGCAGGAGAGGCGGCUCCAAGAGAUCCAACAGCAGCUGGAGAUCCUGGGCCAGGGCCAAGAGAUGACAAACGAGUCACCAGACAUUACUGAGGAGCAGUUACUUGGUCUGCUGGAUGAAUGUGAGCUGACAGAAAGUUGGACCCAAGAUCUUGAGACGACUGCCACAAUACCAUGAGUCAUUACAAUCUGUGCUUUUCAAUACCCGUACUACCAUACUAUUUAGUAUGCCAGAAAAAUAUUUUGUAUCUUGCAAUAUGAAAAAUGCAUGUCAAAUGUAAUAUGUCCAAAAUACCCAGAUGUCCUACUGCAGCCGGUCACAUUUUGCAGUAUUCAAGCCAGCAUGCUUUUCUGACUGAUCUGACCCACAAAUCUUUGCGCAGCAGACAUACGAGUAAGAGUUUUAAGUUUAGGGUUCAAUGUUAUGAUGAAGUAGUAUGUCCCAAUUGCAAUUCAUUCUUUGAAGAGUCAGCUGCAGUACAUACUAAAAGUAAAAAGAAAAAAGUAAACGAUUUUCAACGCAGCCAAAGAUUCGGUCUAUCAAGACACCUAUCAAGAUGCAUCUUUGCUGGGACGCUACUGUCAGGAUACUAGGGGGGUUUGUUAGAGAAAAAUGACUGGAUCUAAAUUUAUUUAAUCACCAGACUAUUUCUGACCUACCACAAUUGCAUUUUAAACUUACAAACUCCUGAGUAACAUUUUAGGAUACUGCAAAACUUUCAUUUUCUGUCUUAUAUAUGUAGCACUGUUUCAUCACUUCACUGGCCUUAACAGCACUCUACAUUUGUAUAGUUGCACUCAAUAGUAAUAACUACCUGUACUGUAUACUUCUGAUGUGUAUUUAGUGGGUGUCUAUCUACUUUUUAAAAGACUCUUGAACUAUA
Molecule: messenger RNA, 1951 nt
Organism: Cottoperca gobio
Lineage: Eukaryota; Metazoa; Chordata; Actinopteri; Perciformes; Bovichtidae
Gene: fsip1
Product: fibrous sheath interacting protein 1
Source: RefSeq, a predicted model, not a curated record